AUGCUUCCCCUCGUCGCAAUUGUGUUCGGCACUGCUUCCGUGGCCCAAGCAGCGGCAACAUCCAAACAGACAUUCGAGUAUGUGAUCGUCGGUGCAGGCCCGGCCGGCCUCGUACUUGCGAAUCGACUAUCUGCUGACGCCAGCGUCAGCGUCGCUGUAAUCGAAGCUGGAGCCGACGAACGAUACAACCCUCUUGUGACGGACGUAGAAGGUUUCUUCCUAGGAGUUGGGUCUACGCUUGAUUGGGGCUACCCUAGCGCACCCCAGAAAUAUGCACUCAAUCGGAGUCUCACCUACUCGGGAGGAAAGGGCCUAGGUGGGACAACCUUGAUCAAUGGGAUGACCUAUCUGCGCGCAGAGCAAGAGCAGGUCGACCAGUGGGAAGCAUUCGGCAACGAUGGGUGGAAUUGGGACAAUGUGUUCGAGUACUACCGGUCGCAAGAACGUUUUCAGCCCCCAAAUCCGGAGAACGCGGAGAAUGGGGCUACGUUCGACGAGGGGUUCCAUGACUACGACGGGGCACUUUCAGUGGGCUGGAACAAAUACUUCACAAAACAAGGGAUAUUUGACAUCCUUAGGAAAACGAGUGAGAACCUAGGGGUCCGAUGGAACAAGGAUGCCAAUGGUGGAAGGAUGGGUGGCUUCUCAACAUGGCCAUUCACACAGAAUUCAACGACGAACACACGCGAGGACGCCGCCAAUGCGUUCUACUACCCCAUUGCAAAACAGCGCGCGAACUUAAAAGUGUUCCUCAACACCACCGCGACCCGGAUUAUUUGGACCGAAAGUUCCAGAUCCGGGGAAGCAGUCGCAGAAGCGGUCGAGGUCCUCACUUUGAGCAAUGCCACCGACAGCCUGUAUGCCUCGAAGGAGGUAAUUCUCGCCGCUGGCUCGCUUCGCUCACCCGCCCUUUUGGAACUCUCCGGCGUCGGAAAUCCGACAAUCCUACAAGGGUUAGGCAUUGACCCAGUAAUUGACCUUCCAGCUGUCGGCGCCAACCUACAAGAUCAGCCCAACAGUGCGAUAUCUUACACCUCCACCACAAACUGGACGGGGUACCCCAGCUUCGUAACCUAUCUCACAGCUUCCGAUCUUUUUGGUACAGAACUACCCGACAUAGUGGCCAAGCUCCGAGCGAAUAGCAGCGACUAUGCGCGCAAGAUCAUCGCAGACCUGCCACCUAAUGAGAGCACGGUCGAGAGAGAAGGGAAGUUGAUUGAACUACAACUCGAUCUAGCAUGGUCGUCCAAUAGCACGGUACCCCUCGUAGAAGUCGUAUGGUUCCCCAACGGCAACGCAAUCACAGUCGCAUUCUGGGCGCUCCUGCCCUUCUCUCGUGGCUCCGUCCACAUAACAUCAACGUCUCCAACGCGCAUACCAAGCAUCAACCCGAACUUCCUGCAGCUGCCGAUCGAUACCAUCGUUCAGACGGCGGCCGCCCUGAAGAUCCGCGAAUAUUUCUCUACGGCGCCACUCUCCGAGUACGUCACUGCCGAAGUCGCGCCAGGGACGGAUGCGGUUCCUACAAGUGCGGGCUUGAGAGAUCCUGCGUGGUACAAAUGGAUCGCCGGCGCAUUCGGGUCGAAUUCGCACCCGGUGAGCACGGCGGCUAUGAGGAGUAGAGAGCUGGGCGGUGUGGUCGAUAGUGAAGGAAAGUUGUAUGGUGCGAAGAAUGUGCGGGUUGUCGACGCAAGUGUCUUUCCAACUCAGAUCAGUGGGCAUCUAAGCGCGACUAUUUAUGCUAUUGCUGGAAAGAUUGCAGAUGGGAUAACAAGGGCGAAGGGUCGGGAGCUCUGA
This is a messenger RNA of Didymosphaeria variabile, 1797 nucleotides long. RefSeq lists its product as uncharacterized. Lineage: Eukaryota; Fungi; Ascomycota; Dothideomycetes; Pleosporales; Didymosphaeriaceae. The transcript has a single exon. Gene Ontology annotation, molecular function: oxidoreductase activity, acting on CH-OH group of donors; flavin adenine dinucleotide binding. The record is from RefSeq and is a predicted model, not a curated record. The coding region runs from base 1 to 1797 and encodes 598 amino acids.